AUGCUAUUUAUUUGGCGGCCACAGAGACAGGAGACCUUUACAGUUGGCUACGAUGUCCUGAGAAACACAUCCACUCAAUUUCUGCCUGCUGAGACGCCUGUGUCUACCCACCAAUACCUGCUGAUUUACACGCGGUCCGUGCUGGCAGAGCAAACUACCCCGGUUGGGUUACCUUUGUCAGAUGCCUUUGCAGCGGUCUCCAACGUGACAAUGCCUGACUUCGACCUAGACUUCAAUGACUUAGGAGGCUUAUUGUCGUGGUCACCUGCCUCAGACGAAGACUUGGUGGAAGACUAUUUGGUUUACUUCGGAGCCCCUGCGGUCUUGAUAAACGGACACUGGAUGUGCGCGUCCAUGGAGGAUGGCACCAACGACACCAGCGACGUGAACGGCACGGGGUGGUGUCCAACGCUUUACUUUGGAAGAGUUCCAGUUGGAACCGAAAACAUUACUGUGCCUGUGGACACACACUUGGCAGAUUCACAUUUCUUGGUCUACACAAGGUCAACACUUGUGGAACAGACUACGCCGGUCGCCCUGCUCAUCGACGAUGUUGGUGCAAAUGUGCGCAACAUCAGCUUCGUUGGAAAGGACCUGGACAUGCACGACCUUGGUGGCGUUUUGAGCUGGGAACCUCCCGAGACUUUGCGACGGGUCACCAGUUACUACGUCUAUUUGGCUGAGGAUGCAGCGGGAAGUGCACGGUCACAGAUCCAGCCGAUGCUAAUGGCAGGUGACAAUGACAUCGACGUGCCAGCGGAGACGCCACGAUUGAACUUCACCCACUUUGUGGUGUAUACAGCCUCGAUCCUGGCGGAGCAAACCACCCCGUCUUUUCGAGCGAUCCAAGAUGAAGCCUCCCGAGCAGCCAAUGUCAGUUUCAUUGAUGAGGACCUGGAUGAGUUCGAAGUGGGUGGCCCACUCACAUGGUUGGAGCCAGAAGACUUCAGUGAAGUCACCGCUUACAAUGUAUACCUUGCAGAGAGCAGAGAUGGUGAAAAUCGAUCCUUGCUUGGGAACGUUUCAGUUGGUACCAACAGAUUCGAUGUGCCGGCUGAUACCCAAUUGGCGAGCUUUACUCACUUGGUGGUCUUUGCAGAGUCCAGUCUCGUCGAGCAAACCACACCGGCCGCAGUCUUCACGGAGUCGGUCCUUGCGGAGCAAAGCACCCCGGUGGCAACCCCCCUCAGCGAUUCCUUCGGCCUGGUCUCCAAUAUAAGCUUUCCUGACUUCGAUUUGGAUGAGACUGACUUGGGAGGAACAUUGACAUGGGCACCACCGCUGGAUGAAAGCCAAGUGGAGCAAUAUAUGAUCUACUUGGCGAUGUUCACGCAGAAUGCAUCUGAAUGCCCAGACACUGCAGAUAGCACCAGCUUUGUUGCCCUCGUCACAGGCUCCAUGACCCUGACCUUGGCUGGUGCAAGUCCAUCUCAGUUGGAAAGUGCCAUGAAGGCAUCUUUGGCUGCUUUCCUCUCGGUCCCCAUCAGCUGGAUAUCAGUGUCUGUGAACCCCGCGGCACGCCGCCUCAACAGGCGAGAUCGCCGCCUUUCGACCAGUUGGACAGUGCAAUAUCAAGUGGUGGUGCCAGCGGGCAGUGAGGCCUCCGUGGUGGCCAGUGCCAACUCCUUGGGCAGCUCGAACAGCUUUGAGGCCUCCUUGGCAGCGGAACUGGUGGCUGAAGGCAUCAGCAGUUCUGACGUCGCUGGCUUGACAGUAGUGAGCUUUUCGACAGUAUCGGUGUCCUUUGUCUUCCCAGAGUCCGUGACACCGCUGUUUUCAGCGAACCAGACUGAGAAUGCCACAAGCAUCUUCGAGGUCAUAACCACAAGCUCUACCAGGACCACAACCACGAGCAUCACAACCACCAGACGUUCCAAUGCCAGUGAGGAUAGUCACGAUGUGACUCGGCAAAUGAGAUGCCCUUUGUUCCUAGUAGCUUUUGCUACGAGGAGUAAUGCCAGGAGCUACUAG
Messenger RNA from Durusdinium trenchii, 1971 nucleotides. The record is from the annotation of a GenBank genome assembly. Lineage: Eukaryota; Dinophyceae; Suessiales; Symbiodiniaceae.